Messenger RNA from Teleopsis dalmanni, 4349 nucleotides. RefSeq names its product mucin-5AC-like. Gene Ontology annotation, molecular function: calcium ion binding. Lineage: Eukaryota; Metazoa; Arthropoda; Insecta; Diptera; Diopsidae. The record is from RefSeq and is a predicted model, not a curated record.
AUGGAUUUCAUUCUCACCACCAGAAGAGCUGCGGAACGGCUAAACGAUUUAGAAAUACCGAAAAAGGCACAAAUCAGUGCCGAUGAAGAUAAAAUUAAUACAAUUUUAUGUGAAAAGAAUUCGAAAAACUGUCAACAUAACGAUCAUCUGUCAUUCUCUCAUAUAUCACCAAAGUCCAGCAGCAAUAACUUGGCAAUAGAUCCUGCCACAUAUUUAAGCACAUCACGACCCAUGCUAGAAAGUACAAUUGUCGACACUUCGUCAGUACCAGCACCUCAAGCGGAACUGCAUCGAGAUGAAAACGAUACCCGCCAGCAUUCACGUGUAGAGCGUUCAGCAUUUCCUAUACUCAAUGAAAACUUUCCAAAAUCCAGUCCCAAUGACGUACAUUUUCCAAACGAUAUCAAAGUUGCAGAAGCAGGUCGCUAUUUUCAAUAUAACAUUAAACCCACAGGUACACAUGAUAUGCAAACAGAGAGCUUGGAAAGCGCACAGCGUACACGUGCUGGUAAGACUUUAAGUUCAGCUACUUCGGCAGCGACCACAACAAGUUCUUUUUUAUUGAAUGGGGGCCUACGACCGAUUACGUCGGGGUCCCCAAUCAAUCCGACGAGCAGUACUGCUACCUCAAUAGUGGCAAGUGCGACGGCGUUACCUCAUAAUCCGCGUCAAAAUCCAAAUCCCGAUAUUCAAGAUAUUAUAACAGGUAUAGUGAAAUUAUUGAAUGGCAACGUUAAUGUACACGCGAAUACACAAGGUUUACGUCGACCAGUUGCUAGUCGCAUUAAUAAUCGUGGUCCACCUAGAAUAUCAGAAGUUCAGACCUUACCAUUGGAUUAUGAAGCUCAAAAACCAGUCGUAGCUAGUUCUAUGCGACCACCACCAUUCCCGUUUGAUAGACCGGAUAGACCUUUUAUAACUGGUGUACCCAUACCGGAGCAAAUAGUACCUUAUCGUCCUGGUUUUGUUAGUAAUCGACCGCCAUGGCAUCGUAAUAAACCUAGACCACCGAUAACAACAUCAAUUGGUGGUAGGCGUCCUAUUCCACAAUAUAAACCAUUGCCUUCAUCACAAAUGAAUCCACCUCCUGUCGAAGCUGAUUCACAAUAUCCAACACAUGACCAGCAAAUACCACAAGUACCUGCAAAAGAGUCCGAUGAUGUGGAUACACCAACAGUUUCGGAUUACAAUGACACACUAGAGAGUGCUAAGCCUACUGAUACCACAUACGACUCAGACUUUUCCAAUGAAGAUAUUAAUACGCAAUAUAUAGAAGUUUCCGAUCAAGAUACUGACAUAGUAGCUGCUAAUGAAAAUGAUGAAUUGGAAGAAAGUCCACAAGCACCACCUUCCCCUCCUACCAAAAAAACCGAACCAGUACAUAAAAAGAAACCCAAUAAACAAAAGUUAAAUGACAAGAAAAAAGUGAUUGCUGACGAACCUUCCAAUCAAAUUGAAUCAACUGCAGCUUCCGAAACGCACAUGCAAAUGUCAUCCACUUAUAUACCCAUGCCAGUAGACGAUAUAGAUGGUAUAGAUAUUGAUCCAUCUGCUGAAGAAGUAAUUUUCAUGAUACCAAACAAAACACCUUCAUUGGAAUCACAAAUCACCACUAGUAUCAGUUCGAAAUCUGUUAAUAUUGCCAGCAGUACAAGCAUUGAAACAUCUGCAAUAAAUGUGAAAAAACCAACUGAAACUAUCAGUUUACUAAGUAACUCGGAGCUAAAGAUUAAUAUUUUACCAACACCAUCCAACUUCAUUCCCAUACCCUCCACUACCACUAACAUAAUUACCACUACCACCACUACUGCAAUAAUUACUACUACCACCUCCACUACAACUACUGAAAAAUUGCCCACCCAAACCAAUCCAACAACAACGCCGCAACCAGUAACACCCUAUCAGCCUCGUCCCGGUAUUGUGCUAGAUGAUCCUGAAUUUCAGCCCGGCGGACGACCUCGUCCCCAAAGACCACAACAAGCACGUCCACCAGCACCUCAACAACCGCACAUACAGCCAACAAGACAGCAUCUGCCACCGGGCUAUGGUGAGAUUUUCGAUGUGACUUUAUCUGCUAUACAGGGUCCAGGCUCCGGUGGUGGCUCUCAGCACACCAUAAAUAUAAAACCUUAUGGAUCUUACGGCAGCAACGGCUUACAGCAAAAUCAAGCUGAUAUCAUUGUUUCUGCCACAGGUGAAGAAGGUUUUGUUUCGAUUGAUGGUAAACGUACUUACAUAAAUCUUUUUGGUGACCCUACAGAUCCACCAGCUGGUGCACAAGUGCCAAGCACUCCGGCUACAGCUAUACCGCAAUUGCCAGGCAGUAGUAAUGUGGGUGGUAGUGGAAACACGGGUAGUAAUACUUCCGGAAAUCAAAACACGCACACUGGUAUUGGUGCCGGAUAUGCUGUACCUGAGACUGAAGUUGUUGAGUUGCAGCCAACGAAAGCAGAAAAUUCAAAACCAAAUGCGCAACCGCAACCAGCAACAACAAAUUCUGGACCAACUCGACCACAUUACAGACAACGUACUACCCAACCACCUGUACGUAUAGAUACUUGCAUUGUUGGUGACGACUCCACAUGCGAUCAAGCACAACAUGAGCAUUGUAAAACGGAAAAUGGUGUAUCAAGUUGUCAUUGUCGUCCAGGUUACUCCCGUCGGAAACACCGCGAGCCUUGCCGAAAAGUGAUUUCAUUUUAUUUGGGCAUGCGUGUGGAUCGCAUCUAUGAGCAUAGAAUUGUAUGGGAUAACAAACUUCUCGAUCUCAACAGUGAACCUUAUGGGCAACUAAGCUAUGAAUCUAUUCGAGCAAUUGAUUCUGCUAUGUCGAUGACACCAUAUUCAGACGAGUUCAUGGAGGCAAAAGUUAAUAACAUUUACCGUGGUGAUCCAAACCUUGGUGGUAGUGGUGUUUUUGUGAAUCUAACAAUAAAGCUUGAUGAAAGUGUUGAAACCUUACGUCCCAAUUUACGCAGCGAUGUUCAAAAACAUUUGCUUGGUGUCUUACAUCGCCGCAACAACAAUAUCGGCAAUUCAGUACUAUACGUCUCCUCUCCAGAAGGUGCAGUGUCUCCAUUGCAAGAUUUAGACGAAUGUCAAUCGCAUGAACUAAACGAUUGCCAUGAGAGUGCAAUAUGUACGAACGCUUGGGGUAGUUUCCGUUGUGCCUGUGAAGUCGGUUACCGGGAUCCAUGGUUAGAUCAACCACAGCGUGCUGGUCGUGAUUGUCAAUCUUGUCCGGAUUCUUAUUGCAAUAAUCGUGGCACGUGUAGUUAUAAUGAUGAUGGAAAUCAAAUUUGUGCCUGUGAUGGCAGUCACUAUGGUAGCCAAUGUGAAAUUGAUGGCGAGGUUCUGGGAGUAGCAAUUGGAGCAUCAGUUGCUGCUGUUAUUAUAAUCGUAUUGACUUUAGUUUGUUUGAUUAUGUGGUCACGUAGAUGGCAACGGGAACAGAAGAAUGCUAUGGGUUCGCCAGUAUUUGGAUAUAUGAAUACAGCGCCGCUUAAAUCGGCAGGUAUAGCACAACCUGGUUAUCAAGUAACGCUUGAGGAUCGCAUGCGUUGGGCACAAAUUGCAGAUGUUAUGGCGCAAACUAAUCACUACGGGGCUGAACCAAUAGGUCCAACCCGACCAUCGUCUGCUAUGUUUGCAUAUCCAAACUUGCAAGCCAUGGGUAUGGGCACUAUAGGUGGUAUGUCAAUGCAGGGAACUAUGUUGCAUCAAAAUGCGAAUCUCGCUCCCCCGGUGCCAUUGCCACGAAGACUGGGACUUGGCGUACGUUCAAAUGGCAUGCGUACACUUGAAAACUCAAGCUCAAGUGAAGAGGAAGAUCGAACAGAUUUAUUAGGUCGUAAUUUUCAAGUACCACGCCCAAAGAGUAGAAGUAACGGAAGUAUAGCGAAUCAAUCGGGCAUCUAUUAUGAUGUAGAUUAUGAACCGUCCGGAAAUGGCAUCGGUAAUACGAGCGUUGAUCAUCUUUAUGGUUCACAAAAUCAGUCAUCAACACAUUCACAUAUGGGAAAUAGUCAUAUACCUGGUCCACAAGGCAUACCAAUGAGCACAUAUACAUCUGGGCGUGCGCCGAGCAGUUACUAUAUGAAGUAGUAGUCCAUUUGAAAUAUUAUUGGAAUAUUUUUGUGAUUCUAUUGAAUAUAUAUAUAAAUCGUGCACAUAUUUUGAAUGAUUUGAAAUUAGAUUUAUAAUGUAAAAAUAAGGAUGAAAUUAAUGAUGCAGAAAUAUGGCUAACAAGAGAAAUCGAAAUCGGCGUUGAUCUAAUAAUAUUGUUUAAAUUUGAAAUUAAUAAAUUCCCAACUAAAGAAAAUAUUAUUUUACUCAUAUUAAGAAAUCUU